AUCGGCCCAUGAAAACUUCUGUAUUGAGACAAAGGAAAGGAUCUAUCAGAAAGCAACACCUAUUAUCCUGGGCGUGGCAGCAAGGAAGAGGACAGGUGGUGAAAAUCCUGCAAUCUGAAAAGCAGACUGAAAGGUGACAAAGAAGCUGAAGAUGGGUGGUGGAGAGAGGUAUAACAUUCCAGCCCCUCAGUCUAGAAACGUUAGUAAGAACCAACAACAGCUUAGUAGACAGAAGACCAAGGAUCAGAAUUCCCAGAUGAAGAUUGUUCAUAAGAAAAAGGAAAGAGGACAUACUUAUAAUUCAUCAGCAGCUGCAUGGCAGGCCAUGCAAAGUGGGGGGAAGAACAAAAAUUUUCCAAAUAAUCAAAACUGGAACUCUAGCUUAUCAAGUCCCACCUUACUUUUUAAGUCUCAAACUAAUCAGAACUAUGCUGGAGCCAAAUUUAGUGAGCCGCCAUCACCAAGUGUUCUUCCUAAACCACCAAGCCACUGGGUUCCUGUUUCCUUUAAUCCUUCUGAUAAAGAAAUAAUGACAUUUCAACUUAAAACCUUACUUAAAGUACAGGUAUAAAAUGAAAUAAAGUAUUAAUGUGUUUAAAUUUAGUCAUAUUUAAGGAUAAUUGGCAAUUGUCUCAGACCAAAUUCACUAGGGAAUUUAAUCUGUAAAACUGCUAAUUAACGUAGAAAAUAUAAUUAGACUUAACUGUUUUGUGUGUUAUGUGCACUGUGAUGGCAGAAUCAGUGCAACUUAACUAAAUUAUUGAUAAUUAUACUUCAUAUCAAUAUAAGUUCUCAACUGAGUAACCAUUCAAGUGAAACCAGUCAAGUUUAGAUUGGGGGAAUGGUAAAGGAAUCAACUUUUUCUGUUGCCUGUUUGGGGGGAAAUAGUAAUUUAAGAUUAUCAUUCACGAAUCGGCAGAUUGACGUGUUGAGAUCUGGUAAAUGUGAUUAUAAGCAUCCAGUUAAGACAUACAGGGGUUGAAAACUAGUUGAGUAUUUUAAAGUUUAAUGUCCUAGAAACACCUACACCAGUAAUAUGCCAACAAUCUGAUGCACUGCCAAAA
This is a messenger RNA of Kogia breviceps (pygmy sperm whale), 1064 nucleotides long. It is a transcript of the gene PNRC2, whose product is annotated as proline rich nuclear receptor coactivator 2. Gene Ontology annotation, cellular component: nucleus; P-body. Gene Ontology annotation, biological process: nuclear-transcribed mRNA catabolic process, nonsense-mediated decay. The record is from RefSeq and is a predicted model, not a curated record. Lineage: Eukaryota; Metazoa; Chordata; Mammalia; Artiodactyla; Physeteridae.